GCCGUGCGGGAUUCUUUAGACCGAAUAACUCGGAUAAUUUCAGUAGUUUUAAACGUGUCGGCCGCCCUUUGCUAUCCUCCGCCAUUUUGUAUCAGGCGAAUGCUAAUAAUGGGCGCUCGCGCAUUGCACUUUUUAUUUAUGGUUGGGAUUAAAUUCGUUCCGCACACUUUGGACUCGAGAAACAAACAUUUUGAACAAGUUGAACGCGUUGUCGGGGUGUAAACGGCCGCGUUGUCACUGUGUUCCCAGCUUCCUGGAGUCGGAUUUGAUUUAAAAUAAACGAUGGGUUCGGAACGUUAUUACAGUCUUACCCACUCUGUACUAAUGUUAACACGCGCAAACGGCUAGUUUCCUGCCAGCAAACAUACCAGUCUGUCGUUUUUCUUUCCAUUAAACCUGCAGAACUAUGUGGACAUUACUGAACCGUGGAUUUCUGCGAGAUUAUUUUAAAACAACGUAAAGCUGAACUUGUUCCUCUAACUUUUAUUGCACUCGCUUCCUGCAGCUUUGGAUGACCUGAAUGCUACAGGGAGAUCGGGAUGAGUUUAUUUUCACGCGUGUUUCUGGACAAAUUGCGUUGUAAACAAUUAUAAAUCCAUGUUUUAUCUGUAUUUAAGUGCUUGGUGCAGUCAAGUCCCGGCCUCGAGUCGCCCCCUGGCGGAAAAGCGCUGUACUGCACAGAACGCGCAGCUUAUUUCGUAAGCCGAGUUGCGGGCGUUUCGGUGUGUGUGUGAUUUUUGGAACGAGGUCUUGUGUGUGUUCGGUCUUGACGAACCUGAGGACUGGCAAAUGGUUAAUCUGCCACUUCAUAAAGUAUCCGCAGAGGCUGUAAUCAUGCUUGUGCAGAGCGAUGAUUGAUUGAGAAAGAUGACAGACACACCUGCCAGUAAUAGCUCAGCCCCAGGAGCAGAAUUUGACAUGAUGGCUGCUCUUGACUGGAAGGACGGCAUUGCUACGUUACCUGGCAGUAACAUCAGGUUCCGGAUGACAGAAUUUGGGACACUUGAGAUUGUAACAGAUCCAGAGCCUAAAGACAAAGAGGAGGAGUCUUCAUGUCCACCGUCGGAGACUACACCCUCUAACGGCUCAUCAGAGCCACCCAACCGUUCAAAUCAGUCAGAAACAACACCACUACCAGCUUCAUCUGGAGUGCAGACACAGACUGGUAGCUCCAGCACAAUGAGUACGAGCAGAGAGGAUCGCUCCAAUGUCGAGAUGGCCAGCUGUAAGUCCUGUGGCCACUCUGGUUCACGGGAGUCUUUUCUCCAGGGAAAAUUCUGCAGUCCCGGCUGUGUACAGCCCAGCAGUGGAAGGUCAACUCCAGGUGAUACAGGAGAAGGUGAGCGUUUAGGUAAACGAAUUCGGAAGAAGAAGAAGAUGUUCAUGGAAUCUGAGGAUGAUGAAGAGGACAACAUUGAAGAAGAGGAGGAGAAGUUUAGAGUCUCAAAAGGCAGAAAAGCAGCCAAACUUGCCAGAUUGGUAACUGCUGCACCUGCGAAGAAGAAGGCUUGGAGCUGGCCAGCCUAUCUAGAGGAAGAGAAAGCUGUGUCUGCUCCCUUAAAAUUAUUUAAAGAGCACCAGGCCUUUCCUCAGAGCAGGAAUGCAUUUAAGGUUGGAAUGAAGUUGGAAGGCCUGGACCCUUGCCAUCCUGCUUUCGUCUGUGUGCUUACUGUGGCAGAGGUCCAGGGUUACAGAAUAAGACUUCAUUUCGAUGGUUAUCCUGAGUGCUAUGACUUCUGGGUGAAUGCAGACUCGUGGGAUGUGAAACCACCAGGCUGGUGUGAGAAGAUGGGCCUCAAGCUGCUGCUGCCCAAAGGUUGCAGAGAUGGAGAAUUUAAUUGGAACACUUAUGUAAAGAAUUGCAGAGGCCAACUGGCACCCAAACAUUUCUUUAAAAGUCUUAAUACCUCGGUGACCCCCUCAGGCUUUCGUGCUGGGAUGAAGCUAGAGGCUGUUGACAGGAAAAACCCAUCACUAAUCUGCGUAGCCACAAUUUCCGCUGUUGUGGAUAACCGCCUCCUCAUCCACUUUGAUAACUGGGAUGAUACAUAUGAUUACUGGUGCGAUGCCAGCAGCCCGUAUAUUCAUCCAGUUGGGUAUUGUGAGGAGGCAGAGUUAACGCUGACCACACCUGCAGGUAAACAGAAAUACAAGCAACCAAAAAGUUUCUCAUGGGAGAAAUACCUGGAAGAGACUGGAACCCAAGCAGCACCUGCUAGAGCCUUCAAACAGAGACCUCCACAUGGCUUCCAGGUGGGGAUGAAAUUGGAGGCAGUGGACAAACGCAACCCCAUGCUCAUCCGCGUUGCCACUAUAUCCGACACAGAGGAUCACAGGGUCAAGAUCCAUUUUGAUGGCUGGAGUGAUGAAUACAAUUACUGGGUGGAUGCCGAUAGCCCCGAUCUGCACCCUGUAGGAUGGUGUCAAAAGACUGGUCAUCCUUUGCAGAAUCCCAGUUGUGCGAGUGAUCCCCAGGUCCCUCCAGGACAAGGCUGCCCUACUCCAGGAUGCAAUGGGGUUGGACACAUCAAAGGACCUCGCUAUGGAACACAUUACACGGCUGUCAGCUGUCCCUACUCUGAGCUGAAUCUGAAUAAGGAGGGGCUGCUGCCCGACAGGCUGAGCGGAGAGAGGCCGGCGACACUGAGCGGACCUUCACGGCACAGGCGCACCGAAUCAGUCACACAGACUCCCUCUAGCACACCCACAGGCAGCAAUCCUGAAACCAGUGACAACAUGGACACCUCCUCACCAGCCAAGACUGCCACUGCAGCCAAGUGCACUAAGCCAAAUCAAGUGAAGCAAGAAGGAAAUGGAAAAGUAGACUCUCUGCAGCAGUUCUUGCAUGACUCUGUGUUCUGUGGCUGGGAGCCACCCAAGUUUCAGCACUGCUGGGAAAAACAUGGUAAACUGUUACCUGAAGCACUGGGUCUCAGUGCAAAGACAGUGGCCAAGUGGAGCACAGAAGAGGUUGCAAGUUUUGUGAGAAAACUACCAGGCUGCAGGGAACAUGCUGCCAUUUUCAGGAAUGAGCAAAUUGAUGGUGAAGCCUUCCUCCUUCUUACCCAGUCGGACAUUGUAAAGAUCCUAAGCAUCAAGCUGGGCCCUGCUCUGAAAAUCUAUAACUGCAUUCUUAUGCUGAGAAGUGUGGAUGAGGAAUAGCGACCCCCAUGCCCUGGAAACCUGCCUUAGCGCUUUUGUACCUUUCAGUAACCACAAGGCAAUCUUUUUUUUAUUUUUUUUUCCCCCCUGAAUUAUUUAUUUUUAAUUUUUUUUUAAAAUCUGUAUCCCAGCUAUGUGACUCAUCUUUGCAGUGGUGAAAAAUCCACAUUGUGUAUAUAGUCACAGAGGUUGCCCUAUGAUGAACAAGUACUUCAGAAAAUUUAACAGACUGGAAUUUUAUCUGCUUAAAAGCAGUUUUCUGUGUUUGUCCUGUUCUAGAACCGGGCAUCAGAGUUGGGUAUAAAUAUAAAAGUCUUUGAAGGACUAUGCUGCUAAACAGGCACAAAAUUUCUUGUCUUCUCCUGUAUUUUUCGUGUAUCAUCUGUAUGUACUCCUAACUGAAAUCUGCUACUUUAUUCAAAAGUUAUUUGAUCAUUUGAUUCUUAUUAACUUAUUGCUAAUUAGAUUUUUAUUAUCUUUUUGGACUCAAAAGUGCAUGGUUUUGAGGCACUGCAAUAUCAAUGCAUUAUUAAUAUAUUUAUGAUUUUUAUGGUUACUAAUUGUAUAAAUAAUUGGUUGAGGAAGUGUGAACAAAUUACACAUUGGUGGACCUUUUACUUGAACUGUAUAAAGUAAUUUUUAAAUUGAUGCAAAAAAAAAAAAAGGACUUUUGUAAAUGAACCUGCAUCACAUCUACAAUGGUCAGAAUGGGUGUGUGUAAGACCACGAGGUUAAGGGAUAUGCUUAGAAGUGUGUGUGUGUGAGAUUGAGAGAGAGAACGAGACUGGAUGUUUUACUUUGCAUCAAGGGAAACUCUUAGUUCAGUUGGAUCUUAAAAUUAAUGUCUAAUUUGCUAUGUAGUAGUGUCUAAAUUGUGCUUUGUGAAAUCCAUUUAAAUAUUUGUAAAUUGAUGUACAGCGAUAUUGAUGUGGGUGUAUUUUGAUCGUUGAGGGUUUGUGUGCGCAAGAGAGGGAAACUUGGCUUAAAGGAAGAUUCCAUUGGGAAAAAAAAUAAGAUGAAAUGUAAGCUGUAAUGCUCGAGUCUUAACUGUUGAAAUAAAAUAAGCUCGGAGUUACAGUUUAACAC
Molecule: messenger RNA, 4248 nt
Organism: Neoarius graeffei (lesser salmon catfish)
Lineage: Eukaryota; Metazoa; Chordata; Actinopteri; Siluriformes; Ariidae
Gene: l3mbtl1b
Product: L3MBTL histone methyl-lysine binding protein 1b
Exons: 21
Coding region: 868-3162 (764 amino acids)
Biological process (GO): regulation of DNA-templated transcription
Cellular component (GO): nucleus
Molecular function (GO): protein binding; zinc ion binding
Source: RefSeq, a predicted model, not a curated record